AUGGCUAACUACCACGGCGGUGGGCGGUACGGGAUGGCGGCGGCGGCGAUGUGGAGGGAGCCGGAGAGCCCGCAGCUGAGCCUGAUGAGCGGGUGCAGCUCCCUCUUCUCCAUCUCCGCCCUGCGGGACGACGACGAGCUCCUAGCCGGGGCACGGUCACUGCCAGCGACGCCGGUGUCGCUUGCGGGGUUCGCCGGCGGCGACGAGGUGGACAUGGAGCUGCAGCAGGGCGGUGGCAGCGGCGGCGAUGACCGGAGGACUGUCCGGAUGAUGCGCAAUAGGGAGUCUGCGCUGCGCUCCAGGGCCAGGAAGAGGGCAUACGUCGAAGAACUCGAGAAGGAGGUUCGUCGUCUUGUGGACGACAACCUCAAGCUAAAGAAGCAAUGCAAACAGUUGAAGCAGGAAGUGGCCGCUCUAGUCCUGCCUACCAAGAGCCUGUUGCGACGAACCUCAUCCACUCAAUUCUGAAGGCAUGAUGGAUGAUGCAGAGCCGAUAUGAUGCACAUUUCGGCAGUACAAAUUUAGGAUACAAGUUAAGGUUUCAAGUUGUGAACAAUUACACAGUGUGUAUGAUGCAUCUGUAUGAACAUUUGUCUUUGAAAAAAAUAGAAUUAUAUUUUUUAUGUAGUUUUGGC
Messenger RNA from Lolium rigidum, 635 nucleotides. RefSeq names its product protein FD-like. NCBI's taxonomy places the organism in Eukaryota, Viridiplantae, Streptophyta, Magnoliopsida, Poales, Poaceae. Gene Ontology annotation, molecular function: DNA-binding transcription factor activity. Gene Ontology annotation, biological process: positive regulation of DNA-templated transcription. Bases 1 to 468 code for a protein of 155 amino acids. Gene Ontology annotation, cellular component: nucleus. The record is from RefSeq and is a predicted model, not a curated record. The transcript has 3 exons.